AUGUCUGGACAUAAUAUCACUUCCAGGGCCUUCCUGCCCAAAACCCUCAACACAAAUCUAUUCAAGGAAGCACCACACAAAGUGGAGGCGGCGCCGGCGUGGCGGCUGCGCAGCGAGCAGUUCCCCAGCAAGCUGUACGCACGGCUUCCGGGCCGCGCCUUCGCCUUCCACCGCGGUCUCUUCCUUUUCUGCUGCCGAACGCCACCGUGCUGCGCCGGCCUACGAGUUUUUAGAAAUCAAUUGCCUAGGAGAAAUGACUUCUACGCCUAUGAGCCACCUUCUGAGGAUCCUCCGCCGGAGACAGGAGAAUCCGUGUGCCUCCAGCUCGAGUUCGGUGCUCAUCUCUGCAGAGUUUGUGGCUGUUUAGGCCCCAAAACAUGCCCCCGAUGUCACAAGGCACGUUACUGCAGCAAGGAGCAUCAGACUUUGGACUGGAGAUUGGGACAUAAGCAGGCUUGUACACAAGAAGAUGAUUUGGACAGUACAGUUCCAGACCACAGCUUCCUUUUUCCAGAAUUUGAAAUUGUAAUAGAAACAGAAGAUGAGAUUAUGCCUGAAGUUGUGGAAAAAGAUGAUGAAUCAGAGAUUAUAGGUAGCAUGGGUGAAGCACCUGAGGAAGAAUUGGAUUCCAUGGCAAAACAUGAAUCUAGGGAAGAUAGAAUUUUCCAGAAGUUUAAAACCAAAAUAUCCCUUGAGCCAGAACAACGUCUCAGAUACGGCAGAGGGAUUGCCCCCAUCUGGAUCUCUUGUGAAACUAUCCCUCAAGAAAAGGAUAUUCCAGAUUGCCCCUGUGGUGCCAAGAGAAUAUUUGAAUUCCACGUCAUGCCUCAUCUGCUCAACUACCUGAAGGCCGACAGACUGGGCAGGAGUGUCGACUGGGGUGUCCUGGCUGUCUUCACCUGUGCUGAAAGCUGUGGCCUGGGCACUGGCUACACAGAGGAAUUUGUUUGGAAGCAAGAUAUAACAGAUACCGCCUAAAGACAACGGUGUGAAGCCUCAAAAUAUUCAUCAUCUCUUAGACCUUCUAAUUCCAUUUCUAGGACUUUAUCCUAAGGAAAUAAUUAUACCAGAGAUACACAAAGAUGUUGUUUUAGGUGUUGUGUAUCUGUCCAGCAGGAGGCUACACAGUCUUAAUGAUACAGACUUAUAUGUACAUCAAGUAAGAUAAAGAUGCCAAGGUACCAUUGUAGAUGGUAUUCAUAG
Messenger RNA from Globicephala melas (long-finned pilot whale), 1203 nucleotides. Its product is annotated as programmed cell death protein 2-like. Gene Ontology annotation, cellular component: nucleus; cytoplasm. NCBI's taxonomy places the organism in Eukaryota, Metazoa, Chordata, Mammalia, Artiodactyla, Delphinidae. The record is from RefSeq and is a predicted model, not a curated record.